Messenger RNA from Trypanosoma rangeli, 996 nucleotides. RefSeq lists its product as uncharacterized. Bases 1 to 996 code for a protein of 331 amino acids. The transcript has a single exon. NCBI's taxonomy places the organism in Eukaryota, Euglenozoa, Kinetoplastea, Trypanosomatida, Trypanosomatidae. The record is from RefSeq and is a predicted model, not a curated record.
AUGCUAGUUUCUCCCAGGUUUGUGAUGUUGGCCAGUCUCUUUUACACGCGUGCACCGCCCCGGGAGUUGGAUGAGACAGCGGGAAAAGGAAACAAUCCCAAAGGUGAUUUUAGAACCUAUUUGAAAGACGAAAAUACUCCAAUUUCUUUGCCUCAGCAGUCAGCUGUAACAAAUUGCACUUCUUCAUCUGGGUAUUUGACCUCUCAUAAACAGCGCCGAAAGAGUCAUUCAGGGGUAUUUAUUUCAUCUGCAGAUGUUUUCAAGAUCGCUGAUGAACCUUCAACGUCAUUUUUUGAGAGUGAGAGUACGAAAAAUGAUCCCAUUUUAGAUGAAACGGCUUUUUUGGAAAGGAUUAAACCCUUGUUUCAUGGCUGGUUAGUGAGAAGGCGUAUGAGAAGUCGCUUGGGCUGUCUAUUGAUAUCACAAAUUCUUGAAUUCAAAAACCGAAAUAGAGUUCAAAAUAAAUUAGACAGAUUAAGUGGUGAUGACAGCUCACAUAGAGCCAUUUGUAUCUCGCAUCUUGUUUCUUUUUUAGAGCAUGGAGUAAGUAAUAAAGAAGAUGAUGAGCGACAGAAAACACCGAAGAAAAAAGUUGUGAAAUUGCUAACAAAACCCAGUUUUGAGACUAAAAAGCGUUCUUCAGAUGUUAAGUUGUAUCGUCAAUUAUCGCUUCCAUUGUAUUCGUCUGAUAAAGCCAAGAUAAUAGGACAACAUAUACUUACUUCUUUACAAGAGGCAGUGGGAACAGAGGAGUCUGAUAGAGGUAACAUAAUAAGAGAUAUUACCCCCACCUUUUUAUCCGAGAGAAGGUCAGUGUUUCUUCUUACUAUCUUUGGUUUGGAAGAUUCUGAGAAGCGUUUUGCACAAAUUCCAAGAUUGGUAAUGGGAGAUGGAUCGGAUGUUUUGAGUUCUGAUCGCUCUUUUAUUUCCAUGUUUGGCGGUCAAUACUUUCAGGUCAUAGAAAACCUAAAUCAUUUGUAUGGUGCUUUGCGCUAG